AUGGGGUCGAAGGAGCUCUUCCCUAUAACACGGAUCCGAAAUGUGGUGUUGUUCGCUCUGGUGAUAUUCAUUGUUGUUACAGGGUUUGCAACAAUUACAUUCACCACCUCCAUUGAGAAGCAUCCGUUACCGUUGCAGCAUAUCGCUAAUGCCAGCACUGUUGUAUCUCAAGGUGUGAAAUACCAAGUUCCCGUAUACGUGGACGUUCCAAACUCACAAGAACAUGUGGUGGAAGCACUUGAGUCCAGAUUCAAUAGCGAGUUAUCGCUGUUACCAAGAAUUGCUUCGCAGUGGCUGAUCAAAUGCAUUCGGGGACCCGCAAACCCUGACACGGACUACGUGAUCGAACUCCAGCCUGGCAAAGAUGCCGGUUACCACAUCUCACCUUUUUCGAAGAAGAUAACCCUCUACGUUAACGAAGCUGUUAAGCAGGGGGAGAAUGUUGUUGAGCUUGGCACGAGCGUUUUGCAUCAAGUUUUCGACUAUGAGGUGGCAAAGUUUGCUGGAAACAUUAAAUCUAGUGCCAUAGAAGUGCCCUACAGUUCGCGAUAUAAUGUUGUAUUCAGUCUUUUCUCUGAACUGGGACACCCAGUCCAAUGGAAGAUCGAUGAAGCACUCAAAUUAUUCGACCCCAUCUUUGAUUCCCUCAAAGAGUAUGCAAAUUUUUCCGUAUCGCUGCAAAUCCAAUAUUACUCGAAUUUGGCGGAAGGUGUUCAAUUUAAUCGGGAGAUUGAUCGUCAGGUACUUCGACUGGAGCAUUUAUCGACAUUUAUCAACCAUGGUGACUGGAACUUGUUUUCUCACGACAUAAACCCCACAAUCAACUUCAUGAUGUAUAUUCCAGAGAAGAACUACGAAGAUGUUCCCACAGUUAUUGAAAACUCUGCUCUGAACUCAUUUCUAGUACCGCAGUGGGGUGGUGUGCAUGUAUUGAGUCGGCCAAUGGCUAAAGCAAAAGACGAACGCGAAACUGUGCUUAGCGAAGAUGAGUUAUUACCAGUAAUGGAGAUCUUCGCAUCUCAAUUUACUCAAUUGAUAGGUAUGGGAAAUCAGCCAAAGCUGUUGGCGAUGCGGACGCUGCUGUUAUACCGAACACAACUGAAUGACAAUCUUCAGCAAGCUCUUGAUAUUCUCAAUAGUUUGGUUAAGGUGGUUAUAUCGUUGGAGGGCAUCGCCAUUCCUGAGGCCACCGUGGAGCUUGUGCGCAAGCUGUUGUCUAGUGUCGCUGAACUGCUGACCCUAAUCAGUGCGGGAGAAUUUGAAGGAGGAAUGAAAGAGUCAGCCAAGGCCGUUGAUUACGCCAACCGAGCAUUUUUCGAGAAGGAGAUGGUUCAACAGGCUUACUUCCCAUCAGAACACAAAAUGGCAGUAUACUUGCCGUUGUUGGGCCCCGUGGGGCUGAUCUGCAUUUUUGCGUUGUUGCGAGUGGCUGUCGAUGCCAAGCGGAGGAUGAAGCACAAGAAAACACAAUAG
Diutina rugosa is the source of this 1473-nucleotide messenger RNA. Its product is annotated as PIG-S family GPI transamidase component. The coding region runs from base 1 to 1473 and encodes 490 amino acids. Lineage: Eukaryota; Fungi; Ascomycota; Pichiomycetes; Serinales; Debaryomycetaceae. Gene Ontology annotation, biological process: attachment of GPI anchor to protein. The record is from RefSeq and is a predicted model, not a curated record. Gene Ontology annotation, cellular component: GPI-anchor transamidase complex. The transcript has a single exon.